Molecule: messenger RNA, 2136 nt
Organism: Psammomys obesus (fat sand rat)
Lineage: Eukaryota; Metazoa; Chordata; Mammalia; Rodentia; Muridae
Gene: Parp3
Product: poly(ADP-ribose) polymerase family member 3
Exons: 11
Coding region: 288-1874 (528 amino acids)
Cellular component (GO): site of double-strand break
Molecular function (GO): NAD+ poly-ADP-ribosyltransferase activity
Source: RefSeq, a predicted model, not a curated record
UAAGUGUGUCUAGAUUGGUGUCCUCUCAUCUGUGGGUUGGGUCACCAGCCUCUGACUCACCCACUACUGGCCAAAUGACAGGAAUUCUACACCACCCCCAAACUCUUUCCACUCUUGUGGUGGUUGCUGGGAAAGCCCUACCAAAGACAAGCGGAAGGUUCACGAAAGGAGAACCUAGAUAGGAGCCCAGACUUGAAACUUGUUUCUUAGGAGGCGCACUCAGCAUUCCUGACACCAGGCUGGGGGACAGCCACCUCUUCCCAGGGUCCUGUUUCUUUUGGACAGCCAUGGCUCCAAAACGAAAGUCUUCAGUGCAGACUGAGGCAUCCAAGAAGAGGUUGAAACAGGAGACAGGAGAGGAGGACAGCUUCCGGUCCACUGCCCAGGCUCUCAGAGCAGCUCCUGCAGAUAAGCGCAUCAUCCAGGUGGAUCCCAAAUGUCCACUCAGCCGUAACCCUGGAAUCCAGGUCCACGAGGAAUAUAACUGUACCCUGAACCAGACCAACAUUGGCAACAACAAUAAUAAGUUCUACAUCAUCCAGCUGCUGGAGGAGGGAGGCCGCUUCUUCUGCUGGAAUCGCUGGGGCCGGGUGGGAGAGGUGGGCCAGAGCAAGAUGAAUGACUUCGCCGGCCUGGAAGAUGCAAAGAAGGACUUUAUGAAGAAAUUCUGGGAGAAGACUAAGAACAAAUGGGAGGAGCGAGACCACUUUGUGGCCCAUCCCAACAAGUACACACUUAUAGAGACGCAGGGAGAAGGCGAGACCCAAGAGGCUGUAGUGAUGGUGGACGGAGGUCCUGUGAGGACUGUGGUUAAGCCCUGCUCCCUAGACCCCACCACUCAGAAGCUUAUCACCAACAUCUUCAGCGAAGAGAUGUUCAAGGACGCGAUGAGGCUCAUGGACCUGGAUGUGAAGAAGAUGCCCCUGGGAAAGUUGAGCAAGCAGCAGAUUGCACGGGGCUUUGAGGCCCUGGAAGCUCUAGAGGAGGCCAUAACACACCCCACAGGUGGUAGCCAGAGCCUAGAGGAACUGUCCUCCCACUUCUACACCGUCAUCCCACACAACUUCGGCCGCAGACGUCCUCUGCCCAUCAAUUCCCCUGAGAUUCUUCAGGCCAAGAAGGACAUGCUGCUGGUGCUAGCAGACAUCGAGCUGGCCCAGACCUUGCAGGCAGCCCCUGAGGAGGAUGAGAAAGCAGAAGAGGAGCCACACCAAUUGGACCGCUACUAUCAGCUCCUCAGGUGUCAGCUUCAUCUGCUGGACUCUGGGGCCCCCGAGUACAAGGCAAUACAGACCUAUCUGGAACAGACCAGCAACAGCUACAGAUGCCCAGCUCUGCAGCAUGUUUGGAAAGUAAACAGAGAAGGGGAGAGAGACAGGUUCCUGGCCCAUGCCGAACUGUGCAAUCGGAAGCUGCUGUGGCAUGGCACCAAUGUGGCUGUGGUGGCGGCCAUCCUCACCAGUGGGCUUCGAAUCAUGCCACACUCAGGUGGUCGUGUUGGCAAGGGUAUCUAUUUUGCCUCGGAGAACAGCAAGUCAGCUAGUUAUGUUACUCCCAUGUCCUGUGAGGGCAACCAGGUGGGCUACAUGUUCCUGAGCGAGGUGGCCCUCGGCAAAGAGCACCGCAUCACCACGGAUGAUCCCAGCUUGAAGAGUCCACCCCCUGGCUUUGACAGUGUCAUCGCCCAGGGCCAGACAGAGCCUGAUCCCAGCCAGAAUGUUGAACUAGAGCUGGAUGGGCAGAAGGUGGUGGUGCCUCAAGGCCGGCCUGUGCCGUGCCCAUCAUUCAAAAGCUCCAGCUUCAGCCAGAGCGAGUACCUCAUCUACAAGGAGAGUCAGUGUCGCCUGCGCUACCUGGUGGAGAUCCACCUCUGAGCUGCUGGCCCUUCCCAGGUCCUGCCAGGCGGGGCCACAGUCUUCACCUCUCCUCUCUGGCUCUCAUAUCACUCACUCCAUUUGCCUUCCAAGAAUAUAAUGCAUGCCAGGCACAGUGACGCUCACCUACUCAGGAGGAAGAGGCAAGAAAACACUUUACCAUUGGAUUUUGAGGCAAGCUGGGCUACAGAGGAAGAUAUGCCUUAAAGAAAAAAAAAAUUAAGCCAUGAGGAAAAUCCAAAUAAAGUGUUGAAGCAAGCAA